AGCAACAAAAAAAAAAACAUACUUAUAACUACUGCAACACCAAAGCCUUUGUAAAAAUCUCUCUCUCUGUCUCUCUGAAACCAAAGUACAGCACAGAGGUCCGCCGUCCGGCCAUGGAUUCCGCUUAGCUACCUGACACAAAGGUGACUUUUGAAGGGAAACAUUUGCUUGAUACUAUUUUCUUGUGAUAAUGGCUUCUGGGUUAAGAGGUUCAACCGGAAAUGCAGUUGGUGUUGAUAAGUUGCUUGAUGAGAUGAAGGACAUGAAAAUUAGAGGGGACAAGGAAAUAGGAACAACUGUUGUUGAUGGUAAAGGCACAGAGGUAGGCCAUGUAAUUGUCACAACUAUCAGUGGAAAACAUGGCGAUCCAAAACAAACGAUAAGCUACAUGGCUGAACGUGUUGUGGGAAAUGGAUCUUUUGGAGUAGUAUUCCAGGCAAAGUGCCUAGAAAAUCAUGAAACAGUUGCUGUAAAAAAGGUUCUUCAAGACAAGAGGUACAAGAACCGGGAGUUACAAAUCAUGCAUCUUCUAGACCACCCCAAUGUUGUGCGCUUGAAGCACUGCUUCUUUUCAACAACUGACAAGAAUGAGCUCUAUCUUAACCUUGUGCUUGAGUAUGUACCCGAGACUGUCUAUCAGGUGAUCAGACACUACCAUAAGAUGCAUCAAAGGAUGCCAUUGACAUACGUAAAAGUUUACUUUUAUCAGAUAUGUAGAGCACUUGCAUACAUUCAUAAUAGUGUUGGAGUGUGUCACAGGGAUGUAAAGCCUCAAAAUUUGCUGGUCAAUCCACAUACCCACCAAGUUAAACUCUGUGACUUUGGAAGUGCCAAAGCCUUGGUAAAUGGGGAAACAAACAUAUCUUACAUCUGUUCAAGGUACUACCGAGCUCCUGAACUUAUAUUUGGUGCAACUCAGUACACCACAGCCAUAGACAUGUGGUCUGCUGGCUGUGUACUAGCAGAAUUAUUGCUUGGAGAGCCUCUCUUUUCUGGUGAACGUGCAGUAGAUCAGCUUGUUGAAAUAAUUAAGGUUUUGGGUACCCCAACUAGGGAGGAAAUUAAGCGCAUGAAUCCUAACUACACAGAAUUUAAGUUCCCCCAAAUUAAAGCUUAUCCAUGGCACAAGAUAUUCCACAAACGUGUGCCCCCUGAAGCUAUGGAUCUUGUCUCAAGACUACUUCAGUAUUCUCCAAAUCUUCGUAGUACAGCUCUGGAGGCUUUGGUUCAUCCCUUCUUUGAUGAGCUUCGUGACCCUAACACCUGCCUGCCAAAUGGACGCCCCCUUCCCCCACUAUUCAACUUUAAGCCCCAUGAACUAAAGGAAGUGCCAGCAGAGAUGGUGGUCAAGCUGAUUCCUAAGCAUGCAAGAAAGGACUGCACCUUCUUUGAGUCAUCAUGAGGCUGUUUCAGUUGGUAUCUGCUUCCUACUGCAAAUAUCUAGUCUGCUGUAGAUAUGUAGCUAGUGGCCAAUUUAGAAGUGAUCGUAUUGAUUACUGUCUUGUUUUUUUUUUUUUUUCCUGUUCAUUUGUUCCCUAUAUUAUAAUUUUUUUUUUUUUUGUUCACAUUUGUCUCCUUCCACCUUGUUUCCAUAAUGGAAAUUGAGAAGGUUCUGCUUAGUAUGUCCUUAACACCUUCAUUGGUAGCCAUAGAAUUUUCCCUUGAAUCGGAAUCUGUUCUCAUGUCAAAAUAUAAUUACUUUCCUGAA
Alnus glutinosa is the source of this 1708-nucleotide messenger RNA. RefSeq names its product glycogen synthase kinase-3 homolog MsK-3-like. The record is from RefSeq and is a predicted model, not a curated record. Gene Ontology annotation, biological process: signal transduction; protein phosphorylation. Gene Ontology annotation, molecular function: protein serine/threonine kinase activity; ATP binding. The transcript has 13 exons. Gene Ontology annotation, cellular component: cytoplasm. Lineage: Eukaryota; Viridiplantae; Streptophyta; Magnoliopsida; Fagales; Betulaceae. Bases 191 to 1402 code for a protein of 403 amino acids.